AUGGACGCCUUCAGGACCCUCACUGGCGGCUCCCGCUUCGACAAGAAGCGCUUCCACUCCGACAUCACCCACUUUACCCGCAAGCGCACCGCCGACCAUGCCGCUCAACCCGUCGCCGUCGACUACCCGGCCCUCCUGCGCCACCACAAGAUCAAGUACUCGGGCCUCGACCUCCCCAACCCGGUCGCCUCGCUCGACGACCUCGUCCACCGCGCACCCCACCGCGACUCGGCACUGCGCCUCGCCAGCCGCUGGACCGCCAUGGGCAUGAAGGACCCGACCGGCGUCCAGAUGGCCGCUUGGGGCACCAUGCUCGCCGGCCGCGACAUCCUCGCCUGUGCCCCGACGGGCUCGGGCAAGACCUACUCGUUCAUCCUCCCCCUCCUCGCCCUCUUGCCGCCCUCGCCCCCUUCCUCGUCCUCUUCCACCAUUCCGGCACCCGACGCCGCCGCCGCCGCCGCCGACGCCACAGCGCACACGCCGCUCCGCCCUCGCGCCGUCGUCAUCGAGCCGACGCGCGAGCUCGCGAUCCAGGUCCUGCGCGAGGCGCGCCGCCUCGCGGGCUCGACCGACGACGGCACCGACGAGUGGCACGUCGCCGUCCUCGGCGAGGAGGGUGUCGGCGCCGCGCCGCCGAAAAAGGCCAACAAGAAGGCGCGCAAGGAGGCCAAGCGCAAGGCCGAGGAGGACGAGGAGCGCAAGGCCAAGGGCGAGGCGGUUGACGUGGCGGUCGAGACAACGGACGAGACGGCGAGCAAGGAGGACAAGGCGUACACCGGGCCUGUCGACAUCCUCAUCACGACCCCGCUCCGGCUCGUGUUCGCGAUCCAGUCGGGCGCCGUCUCGCUCUCGUCGACGCAGCACAUCAUCCUCGACGAGGCCGACAAGCUGUUCGAGCUCAACUUUCUCGAGCAGACGGACGAGAUCCUCGCCGCGUGCGACAAGGGGCGCGACGUGGCUCGCGACGGCGAGGUGCGCAAGGGCAUGUUCAGCGCGACCAUGCCGAGCUCGGUCGAGGAGCUCGCCAAGGGCGUCAUGGCCGGUGCGGGAGGCGGCAUGGUGCGCGCCAUCGUCGGGCACAAGGAGGCCGCCACGUCGACGAUCGACCAGUCGCUCCUGUUUGUCAACACCGAGGACCACAAGCUCCUGUCGCUGCGCGACCUCAUCUCGGGCGGCACCUUUACGCCGCCGGUCCUCAUCUUUGUCCAGUCGGUCACCCGGGCCAAGGAGCUCGCCAACGAGCUCGUGCUCGACGGCAUCAACGCCGACGCGAUCCACGCCGACCGGUCGCCCGCAGAGCGCGACGACGUCGUCGCACGGUUCGCGAGGGGCGACGUGUGGUGCUUGAUCUGCACCGACGUCAUGAGCCGCGGCGUCGACUUCAAGGGCGUCAAGCUCGUCAUCAACUACGACUUUCCCCAGAGCGCCAUGAGCUACAUCCACCGCAUCGGUCGCACUGGUCGUGCGGGCAAGCCUGGGCGCGCCGUCACCUUCUUCACCAAGGCCGACUCGGGCCACCUUAAGACCAUCGUCAACGUCAUGCGCGCCUCUGGCUGCCCCGUCGCCGACUGGCUCCUCGCGCUCCCGAACCCGUCGCAGGACGCCAAGAAGGCGCUCCGGCUGCGGCCGAUCGGGCGCAAGGACAUCUCGCGCACGCAAGGGAGCGGCGCCGCCGAGCGCGACGACGCCGUCGAGGGCGAGGGCGAGCGCCGCGUCAAGCGCGAGAAGAGGGGGGCCAAGGUGAGGGUCAUGGGCGGCAAGGAGGGCGUGUUCAAGAGGAGGAAGGAGGACGAGGGCGCCAAGGGCACGGGCAAGGGCAAGGGGGACAAGGGCGCCCAGGGCGCGUCGAGCGGGACGGCGGGCAAGAGCGCCGACAAGGAGGAGCGCCCGGGCAAGAAGGCCAAGCGCGAGGUCGCUCUCGACGAGUGAGGCUCCCGGUCCUUUCUCGCGCGCAGGUCAUGGAGAAUACGAUGGUCAUUAGCGGC
Rhodotorula graminis WP1 is the source of this 1985-nucleotide messenger RNA. RefSeq lists its product as uncharacterized. The coding region runs from base 1 to 1929 and encodes 642 amino acids. The transcript is spliced from 7 exons. Gene Ontology annotation, molecular function: ATP binding; nucleic acid binding. Lineage: Eukaryota; Fungi; Basidiomycota; Microbotryomycetes; Sporidiobolales; Sporidiobolaceae. The record is from RefSeq and is a predicted model, not a curated record.